Nylanderia fulva is the source of this 3610-nucleotide messenger RNA. RefSeq names its product MLX interacting protein mondo (gene Mondo). Gene Ontology annotation, biological process: regulation of transcription by RNA polymerase II. The record is from RefSeq and is a predicted model, not a curated record. Gene Ontology annotation, molecular function: DNA-binding transcription factor activity, RNA polymerase II-specific; protein dimerization activity; RNA polymerase II cis-regulatory region sequence-specific DNA binding. NCBI's taxonomy places the organism in Eukaryota, Metazoa, Arthropoda, Insecta, Hymenoptera, Formicidae. Gene Ontology annotation, cellular component: nucleus.
CCGCGCAGUCGACGUCGCGCGCGCCAGCGCCAGUCGUCUAUCGCGGACAAUGCGGGCUCGUGCGCAAAUGGCGUCGCAGUGCCGUCAUGAGCGAGAGUGUGUCGUGCAGUAACGCGUUAGGGCCGCGUCCGGGCGCGGUGCCUCGCGGCCCAGCCUGACGGCAAAACGUGCGGAUCGAGCUUUGACAAGAGUGAGGUUACGGAAGGAAGAUAUUACGGGUCUCGCGGAGGACCACAUCGACGAGGAUAGAACGACGAAGAGAGUGGUAACAGGAAUUGUGAAAUAGACCCAGAAGAGCAUCGAAGAUGCAGGCGGAAUUGAUAUAUCGGAAGCCGUCGAUGACGAGUCAGGGCGGCUUUCAUUGCACCGGCAAUGAUAACAAACGGGAAAAGAACGGCGGACGGGACUCGCGCGAGACGAUACACUCGGGUCACUUCAUGGUGUCGGACUUCGAGGCCGAGGCGCAGGACGACGAGGACGAUCUCGCCGUGCCGGUCCCGGAUCAAGAGGAGACGCAGACCGCCAGCUUCUCGAUCACCGCGUCUCCCGGAUUUUUUCACGACAGAUUCGCGAGCAGCAUGCUGUUGUACAGCAGAAGCUCGUCCCAGCAGCUGAGCAUCGAGACAUCCUUGAACAAGCUUUUCCAGUGCAUGUCUCUCGCCUACAGACAGAAGCUGACAUCGCCCAAGUGGAAUCGCUUUAAAGGAAUCAGAUUGAGAUGGAAGGACAAGAUCAGAUUAAAUAAUGUGAUUUGGAGAUGCUGGCACAUGCAAUUUAUAUUGAAACAAAACACGUUGGUGUGUCAGUUUGCGUCCCCACUUGACGUUGAUACUCAUAAUAAACCCGAGGCGGUAGUCUUAGAGGGGAAAUACUGGAAACGAAAGCUUGCAGCCGUUACAGCUGAAUACAAGAAAUGGCGCAUGUUUUAUCGAAACAAGAUCCUUGGCUGGACGAACAAGGAUGGUUCAGAGAUGAUGGAGUCAAUGGACAUGCUAGAUUGGAGCAAUGGAGGCGGAACCACCGGUAAUUUUGGAACGGGUAUAGGGAAUGUAUUUGGUGGUACCAGUGGUACUCCAAGUGGCGAGAGUAUGAUGGUUGAUGAGGAUUACAUGGAAUUGAUGACUGACACCCUCUUCUCGACCAUCAGCUCGAACCAACCAAUAUAUUUCCCCGAUCCUAGAGAAAUAGCACGUGGUGCCAGUAUAGCAGACUUCAUGCAACCUAGUCUAUGUCCUUUACAACCAACUCUGGACGAUUUUAUGGACACUUUGGAACCGUUGCAAGAAUUUCUAAACUCAAAAUUGCCUCCCGUACCUGAGGAGGACGAUAUGUUUCGACAAAGCAGUUUAAACACUAAUUAUUCUGAUCUGGACCUGAUGACACCAAUUAAUCAGAUGAACGAAAUAGGCGAGGAUCCAACGACGAUAAAGAACGAACAGACUUCGCAACAGCUACCACAGGAAGAGCAAGAGGCUAGUAUGCAGAAUCUCCAGUAUACCGCCAAAAUAUAUACUCAGCCCCAACCUGAAUCAGCAAAUGUAUAUAGAAAUAACAUAGCUAUGAAUGAAGAUUACAGUGCUAUUCAGCCGAACUUCGAGUCUGCCACGACGAGCCAAUCUGGACGAGAAAAGACUAGAAGUAGUAGGACGACGUCGAGAGGUAGCCGUAUGAUGCAGCAAUCCCAACAACAACAGCAGAAUACGUAUCAAGCGACGAGCGCGUCGCAGCAGCAACAAAAUCCGGGAUUCCAGCAGCAGCCGCAAUCUUACGCGAUGGAGAUUCAGACGGUACAAUUAGCACCGAUGCCGAACCAGCCGCAAACGGUGCAGAUCACUGCGGCGCUAAAUGAUCAAUCGGCGACAGUUAAUGCCAAUCAGAUAUCCUCGAUCGCUGCCGCGGCCGUGCAAAAUCUAGUGACGGUGCAGCAAAACUUCGCCGCGCAAGCUGGCAACACGCCGUUGCAGACUCAGCAUCCAGCAAUAAGGCCGUUACCAACCACCUCUCCGAUGUCCUCCAGCAAGCCUUACAAAAUCGUUCAGCCGCAGCAGCAGUGUUACAAAUUUCCGAACCUUGUACAAAAUCUCAAUGCUCAACAGUGUAAAUUUAACACUAAUAAUAGCUUCAAGACACAUCCCACGCAACAAGUGGUAUCGGUUUCUUCGACAGAGCAACCGUCACAAUCGCAGAUAUUGCUGCAAUGUAGAUCUGCCGGUUUGGAUCUUACAGCGCCCGCUUUGCACCCAACUAAACUGCUACCUCAACCGACAACGUCCAACGCGGAAAAAGAAGAUAUAUUUUUACGACCUAAGAUACAAAUGAAAGGAAGGAAUAGAUCACGAAGCAGUUCCUCUUUAACAGCCCCCAGGAUACAUCCACCAUUGGUAUCCGCAGUGAGCGAUCCAGCUCUGAAUCUGAAUAAUAAUGUCUUGCUUGCACAUUUGCUCACAAAUAAAAUAACACAAGUGACGACUGCGCAACAUAUCACAACCCCAGUGACUGUUCAAACGAUACAAACUUCUAGCAUACCGCAGCAGACGCAAACGCAACAACAGGCAAUGCAACCAUCUACAACCCAACAAAUCCUUCUAAACGCAAACAACCAAACGCACCAGUCUCAAAAUAGUCCUAGUUCGCCCAAAGAUAGCAGUUCUAAUGCGCACAGCCCCCAAGCUUUAAGCCUCAGUCCUUUGCAUAGUCCCAUGAGUAUAGGUAGUCCUUUAUCGCCUACUCGUGGAUAUAUAAAGGGUGAAUCAGAAAGAGGACAAUAUAAGGAGCAGAGACGUGUCGGACACAUUCAUGCGGAACAGAAACGUAGAUAUAACAUCAAGAAUGGUUUCGACAUGUUACACAGUUUGAUACCGCAACUCAGUCAAAAUUCCAACGCAAAAUUAAGCAAAGCCGCAAUGCUGCAGAAAGGAGCGGAUUACAUUCGGCAACUCAGGGCAGAAAGAAAUCAAUUGAAAGAGGAAAUGGAUAAUCUGAGACAUCAGAUCGAGUGCCUUAAUGCGUCUAUUAGUAAUUGUCAAUCUAUGCUUCCUGCAACGGGUGCUCCAGUUUCUAGACAUAGAACCAGCAAAAUGAAAGAGAUGUUUGAUGAAUAUGUACGUACGCGCACACGAGAAAACUGGAAAUUCUGGAUUUUCAGUGCAUUGCUGGAACCGUUAAUGUUGUCCUUCAAUACUUCAGUCUCAACUGCGAGUAUCGAGGAUUUAUAUAGAAGUACAAUAUUGUGGGUAGAGCAACAUUGCUCGCUUGUCGAUCUCAGACCAGCUGUUCUGAAUUCUCUAAGGAAUUUGUGUACUGCCACUGAUAUUUUAUCAGAUCCGGCCCGUCUACCUGAAGAAGCACUCGCGGCAGUUAAUCGGUCGGAACGUCGAUGAUCCACACAGUGAUCAAGUGCGCAAAUUCUUGUUACAAUCUGUUUGUAUAAAAAUGUUCGAGGUUUAGAUAUAUACGAAUGUAAGGGAGAUGAUAGUUACCGUAUAGCUUAAAUUAUAGUCUAUGCAAAACAAAAUAAAUAAUGAAGAAGUUUGUUAUUUGACGAUAACAGAAAUGCAAACAAAGAAAUAAAAAUAAGUGCAAUUCCUCUUUUUAUUGCGAUAUACGAAAA